Messenger RNA from Naegleria fowleri, 3321 nucleotides. RefSeq lists its product as uncharacterized. Gene Ontology annotation, biological process: protein dephosphorylation. The coding region runs from base 1 to 3321 and encodes 1106 amino acids. The transcript has a single exon. Gene Ontology annotation, molecular function: protein tyrosine phosphatase activity. The record is from RefSeq and is a predicted model, not a curated record. NCBI's taxonomy places the organism in Eukaryota, Heterolobosea, Eutetramitea, Acrasida, Naegleriidae.
AUGAGUGGCCAACCGACAACGACAUUUGACAAGCAGCAGAAGCACCACAACACAUCAUCUUUUCUUUCUCAUCCUUCUACUACAACAACAACCUCUCCUCAAUCGCCUCCUACACUGUAUCACAUCCAAAAUUAUGAUUCAAAUUCACCAUCGUUAUCCAACAAUAACAACAACACGUCCAACAAGAAUUCAUCCAAUUCCGCAUUUGAUAUUUCCAAUCAUUCGGAUUCGUGUUCUUCUCCACUACAACGAACGAAACCAUUCCUUGGAAAUAUUCGAGGAGGAGGAACAUUGACUUUGUCUGAAAAAUUAAAAUCAUCAUCGACAACAACAACAACAACGGACAAGAUGGAUACGAGUAGUAUGGACGCAAGUGCUGUGAUCUCAACCGAAGCGAUGGUUGAUGUUGUCGUACAGGAGGAGGAGAUUGAGGACGAUGAGACCAUGUUGGUCAUUGGUAACAAGAAUCGCAAACUGUCAAGUGCCAAAUUAGAUGAUGUAAUGCAAGAUGAAGAGGUUUAUGAUGAGGAGGAUGACGAUGAGGAAGAUGAGGGAGACAUGUCCACGAGCCAAUCAAACUCUAGAAAAGAUUUGAGUGAAAUUAGUUCUUCAGUGUCUUCAUCCUCUAGCUUGUCUUCUAGGUUUCCAAACAUGGCCAUCUUGGAUUUAAGUGCUCUAAAUAAGAAACCGAAACUGACUUCAGUCAUGCAACAUUCUUUCAUGAUCACACCCAAGCGAAUUGGAUCCAAUUUGGUGAACAGUUAUGACACUCAUCAUCACAACAACAAUGCGUUACAAGUUCCGAAUCAUGUGGAAACUCAUUCACAACAACAACAACAUGGUGAUCAAAGUGACACUGAGGAAGAGUUGGGAUUGUCAAAACUCAACUUAAACAAACAACGUUUUCAAACCAUCUAUUCCAAAACAUUGAACAAAUCCAACAAUUCAACAAUUAAGGAACAAGUUUACGUUCAUGGAAGAAAUAUAAGUUUUUCGAAAGAAGUAGAUGGUCAAGUGCUUUCUGAUGACGAAGAUGAUGACGACGAAAAAGUCAAUACCUCGUCACACAAUCGUCACAGAUUUAAACAUGAAAAGAGAUCUUCUGUGGUUCAACCCAUUGGAGACGACGACGACUUGGAUCUCACCUUAUCGAUUGGAAAAAACAAUUCUUUCACACGAAAACCAAACGUUUCUGAGGAAGAUGAAGACAUGGAUGACGCUUUGACACUCAAAGUGAAUACUCCAUUCAAAUCGAAAGAAAAAAAGCUUUCCACACUCAAUUUAUCAGCCACUAACUCAAAUACACGUGCCAUGACAGAUGACAAUUCUGAUUCACCAGCACUAUCACUUGGAGGUUUAUCUAAACAAGGAAACCUCAAUCAUCCACAAGAAGAUAAUAACAAACUAUCUCCUAAUAUGAAUAACAAGCCAUCUGGAACUCCAACAAAAAGUCCACACUCGGGUAAAUCCAUUUCAUUCAUGAUGCCUCCAACUCUCAAAAGUGGAACGAAUCCUUAUCAUUACAAUAAGCAUUGUGUGGCAGCAAGACCACCUGUGUAUUCUUUAGAGCGACAUGUCUUGAGUCAGGAUGAGGAGGACACACACGAUAUUUCGUCACCUCUUGUAAACAUUGAUCCAGAAUUGCUGAAAGAACAAUUAGAAUCACUUUAUGAAAAUCCAAACUCACAUCAAUGUCCAAGACUCAUUCGAGAAUUUGAAGAAUUGGAAGAAAUUGACGUUGUGACCUGGCUUCACAAGCGUCUCUAUUUUCGUACAGGUUUGAGAUACAUGGAUAUGAAUCGAUACAGCAACGUUUUACCCAAUGAUGACACUCGAUUCAAAUUAUACAAAGGAAUUGGACCAGUGUUGCAUGUUAAUUUCACAUCCUCCAGUUUGCCUCUUUCCAAUUUCGCUCUCCUGUCAAGUCAAUCCCAAGGGGUCACACCGCAACAACAAAGUCCAAUUUCCAUCACAAGUAGUCAUUCGAGUAAUAAUAAUUCGAAUGCAAAUACAAGUAGUACCAACACCAGCAAUCGAACCAUCUCUCCAAAUGCAGAAAUUCUCUCCACAUGGGAAGAAGACUAUAUCAAUGCCAAUCUCAUCAAAGCAAGAAAAGAAUUCUUAUUUAAUUGGGAUGAAUUUUCAAUGGUCUCCUCUCCACUCAGCAUUACUUCUGCGUCAUCCACAACAACGAAUAAUUAUGGAACUACUCGAAAGGAGAGAGAAGAACUUGCUGAACGUGUGAAUAUGGUCGAUUAUAUUUGUACGCAAGGUCCUCUCCCCUACACAGCAGCACAUUUUUGGAAAAUGAUUUAUCAAAGUAAUUCACAUGUGAUUUUAAUGAUCGGUCGAGAACAAGAAGAAACUGGUGUGAAAUGUGCUAUUUAUUAUCCAACACCAAAUAAUUCGGGAUCGAAUCCAAACCCAUUUAUUCUCUCUUCGACAUUGACCACUGCUUCCUCUCUCGAUGGUGUCUCUCCUCGUAACAUGCUCUCUGUGACUGGCAUGAAAAACAACACUGAUUCAUUUCUAAUUGAUGUGACACCUCCAAAGAGUAUCACUACAAAUACACAAAAAUGGAAACUCGAAGUCACCAUUCCAAAGAAUGACGAAGAAGAAGCUGUGAAAUGGAUCAUUCCAAAAGAACUCAUGCAACGAGUCAUUAAUCUCAAAUUGAAGCGAUCGAAAUCAUCAGCCACCAGUGUACCUCCAUCAUCAACAAAUGAUGAUGAUGAAAUUUUAGAUCAACGAAAAGUUUAUUUAUUGCAAUACGUGGGAUGGGUCGAUCAAAGUGUUCCUACACAAAUUCCAAUCAUUAUGAAAGUCAUUGAUCAUAUCCAUGACAUUUUCGAAAAGAGAAAACAAGAGCUCUUUUCAUUCAACCCUGUAUUGUCGUCUUCAACACAUCACAAUGCACAAAAAUUGUUGCAAGGAAGUGUACUCGACAAUAUUGGACCACUUGUAGUUCAUUGUUCAGCUGGAAUUGGACGAACUGGAACUUUUUGUGCAGUGGAUUGUGCUCUCAAACAAUUUAAGGCACACGUGUUGAAACAUGUCAUGUUGUUCAACAAAUCGAAAAGUUCUUCUACGGCGUCACCUCUUUCCACAAAUCCAUCUUCCAACACAUUGGUGAAUAUUCCAGCAUUUCCAUUUAAUAUUUUUAACAUUGUGAAAAAAUUGAAAGAACAUCGAGCUGGAAUGGUACAAACAGAGAAUCAAUACGAAUUCAUUUAUAAGGUGAUCAUUAAGAGUUAUAAGGAAAUUUUGAGGAAAUGGAAUUGUCAGAUGGUGGAAAAGAAGUCCAACCAACGUCAUCAAUAA